AUGGUCGUGCAAAACUGGGACAGCAUCAGCCAGAAUCAUCCAGUGGCACUCAUCCAUCCCACGGUAGUCUCCGACACGCAUUCCAUCAAGGCGAGCGACUUCCACCAACAGAUCAGCUAUUCGGACGACAAAGGAGAGGACCAAGCGCCGACGGAACGGAAGGUGAAGAAAGAAUGGUUCAAGUACUCAGCCAGCGAGAACAUCAGCAUCAUGUACGCUAUUUUCUUAGUCAUGUUAGGGAUUGUCAUCUACACCGCCGACAUGUUCCUGGGACGAGAAUCCGUCUUGGCUGAGUGCUUUAAUAAUUUUCUGAUCACUUUACAAGUUAUCUGGCUCAUGUACAUCCACAUUGACGCGAGGAUGUACAUCAAUCACAUAUCCAGGAAGUUAGAAGAGGCUGAGAGCGAAGGGAAACAGAAGCAAACAGGGUCCAGCGACCAGCCACAGGAGCCGAUUCCCUUCCACUAUGGCUUCACCUCCGGGAGACAUGGCGGGUCGAUCUAUUUGAAGAUUGGAGCUACAAUAUUCUGCUUCGGGCACAUGAUCCACACUGGUCUAAACUUGGCUCAAAAGGUCCUGUAUCUGCUGGAUGACGACCCUUACUUCCUAGAGUGUACCAACAUUCCUGACGUCUUGAUGUCUGUUUUGCAGCCUAUCUGUGCCUUCUACCAACUCUUCUUCAUAUUCAAAUACUCAAACUUGAUCAUCAACCGUCGCUACGUCCUGGCACGAUUCGGCCUAAUGCAUUGCAUUGGCUCUUCACUCUGCUACUGGAUCUACACCAUCCUCCAGGAGACGCUACAGACCAUCUUCACGGAGCUGCACAGCAACAGCAGCAGCCCAAGUACCCACAGCAGCGACGGUUCGUCGUCAUGGAGCAUCAAGUACGGAUGUGAGCGAAACAGUUACCUCUCCGAUAUGAUCAACUACACUACGCCUUACCUCUACCCGUUUAGCAUCGAGUUCUACAUCCUGAUGGUGGGGCUGUGGAUGUUCCUGCGGGCGAACAUCGGCAAAGUCGAGCGCCACACGCACAUCCCGUCGGUGAAAGUGGUCUACGAAGGCGAUCAUUCCAGAUCGCUGACGUCGAACCUCGUCAUCUUCGUCGACUGCCACUCCUCGAACCGCGGCCUCUUCGCUGGCCUGUUCAUGACCGUCAUCACAGUCAUCGCGAUCAUCCUGCUGUUCAUCUUGUCUUCUUACGAGGACAGCGACCAAAUCGGGAGGUUUGUGAACGGCGUCACCGAGGUGGUGCUCCUUGGCGUCAUGGUGGUGUCAGCGGCAGCGACGUACAAAUUGAUACACAGCCUCGACGUCAUCAAGGAGACCGCGAUUUCUGUGGACGACAUCUUGGUCUACGUCAGCCUGCCCUGCAUCUUCUUCUACGCGUUCCUCCGUCUGGUCCCGUCCAUCCUGUACUCCGACGCUCUCUUUGGCACCAUGGCCAUCCUGCAGAUCCUGCAAGUCAUCGUCCAGACGGUGAUGAUCUACGACGGGAUGCGCCGCUGCUCGAACACGUCAGAGCUGAGGCACAAGAAGCCAGGGCGAGAGCUCAUCACGUUCAUGGUGGUGCUCAACGUGGCCAUGUGGCUCCUCCAGACGUUCGAGGUCAAGACCGUCGGGAGCAACUCCGCCAUGUAUUUAUUCUACGGGAAGGAAAUGUGGACGCUGCUCUCUCACCUCACCCUUCCCUUCGCUCUCUUCUACCGAUUCCACUCAUCCGGCUGCCUGGCUAACAUGUGGCUGGUCAUCUACGAGGUGGAUGAAGUCCACUAG
Messenger RNA from Penaeus indicus, 1776 nucleotides. Its product is annotated as proton channel OtopLc-like. Gene Ontology annotation, molecular function: proton channel activity. Bases 1 to 1776 code for a protein of 591 amino acids. Lineage: Eukaryota; Metazoa; Arthropoda; Malacostraca; Decapoda; Penaeidae. The record is from RefSeq and is a predicted model, not a curated record. Gene Ontology annotation, biological process: proton transmembrane transport. The transcript has 4 exons. Gene Ontology annotation, cellular component: membrane.